Paecilomyces variotii is the source of this 796-nucleotide messenger RNA. RefSeq lists its product as hypothetical. Bases 94 to 711 code for a protein of 205 amino acids. Gene Ontology annotation, molecular function: acetyltransferase activity. Lineage: Eukaryota; Fungi; Ascomycota; Eurotiomycetes; Eurotiales; Thermoascaceae. The transcript is spliced from 2 exons. The record is from RefSeq and is a predicted model, not a curated record.
UUCAUUCUUAGCUUCACCUGAUUUCAAACCGGGGUAGCUCUGCGCCCUAUCACUGUUUAUCGUCACUGUCUACUUCACUCUCUUGUCAUUUGCAUGCUGGCAGACUCAGUGAUUGGGCUCAAUUCCCCGGGCCCAGUCAUCUAUGCGGAUCGAGAGAUGGGGUUAUCCUCCCCGUCAAGAGCGACACAACAUGACCGAGAGCUUAUACUGUCGCUUAAAUCCUGUCCCAAUCUGACGUUGAAUCAUAAUAAUAAUACUACCAUGACAAGAGGUCUCUCGGACGACGGGACAGACCCCAGGGACAAGUGGACGCAAACAUCCUCCGAGAUGGACCUCAAAGAUCCUAAUAAUCACAGCCAGCAUGCAUUGCAUUGCCCUCACGCUGCUCGGCUUCAGAAAGCCGGUCCUCUCUGUCGGGAGUAUGAGAAGAUGAUCUCGGGGCAGCCAUUUAGACUACUAUCAUCGCCCAGUCUGCAGGGAAGGAAACUGCGGGCGCGACAGUUCUGUAUCAGUUAUAAUCAAGACGAUAUCCCCAACGAUCCUAAAGUGCCUCCAGAGAAGGUGUUCCAAGGCCUCCGGAACCGACGGGAGAAGAUGCUGCGUACGAUCAUCGGAGAGGUCGGUGAGCAGCCGGUCAUCGAACCUCCAUUUAACUUUCAGUAUGGUAGCAAUAUCGCUCUAGGAGAUAAGUUCUACGCCAACGUCAAGUGAGUCUACUGCUCGUGUGUAGGGGAGAGAGAGAGAAAGAGAGAGGAAGGAAAAAAGUCUCAGGACGAAUACUUACGGUCGCUCCCAA